Adineta ricciae is the source of this 327-nucleotide messenger RNA. Lineage: Eukaryota; Metazoa; Rotifera; Eurotatoria; Adinetida; Adinetidae. The record is from the annotation of a GenBank genome assembly.
AUGAGGGAUGGUUUUGGGGAUGUUACUAGUCUUACACGGACGAAAAUUAUUGAUUUCAUUCGCAGUUAUUCCACUGGCACAACUUUAGCAUCGAAUAUUGCGUACCACAAUUCAGUUACUGUUUCAUCCAAUGAAAAUUCGGUCAACACGAGUGAUAAAGUAGUUGAUACCAACGGGAAUACGCGCUGGUCAAGUGCCUAUAGUCAGCCGCAAUGGAUUUAUGUAGAUCUUGGAACAACAUACAACUAUAGCAAUCGCAUGGGAAUCAUAGCAUAUGCUAGAAAUGAUUAUUUAGAAUCUUCUAACGAUGCAAAAACAAAAACAUGA